Plasmodium malariae is the source of this 2358-nucleotide messenger RNA. RefSeq names its product conserved Plasmodium protein, unknown function. Bases 1 to 2358 code for a protein of 785 amino acids. Lineage: Eukaryota; Apicomplexa; Aconoidasida; Haemosporida; Plasmodiidae. The record is from RefSeq and is a predicted model, not a curated record. The transcript has a single exon.
AUGAAAAAAAAAUUGUUUUUAAAAGGUGCGCUAAACAUAGAAAAGAGAUUUUUUUUCAGCGCUCAUCGAAAAGAACAGGUUAACAAAAUUGUAUAUGAGUAUUUUUAUUUAGAAGAAAAAAUAUACAAGGUGAUUGACCGAGCGGAUGUAAGAAAUUUAUUCCUGGAAGACAAAAGAAAGUUACAACAAAUAAAUGGAGGAGAGGCACACAAAGUAGAUAAUAAGAAAAAAUUAAAUGAAAAUGAUUAUAUAAGCGAAAAGCAGUUAAAAGAUAUAAUAAAUGACAACACAUUUGACAAAGAGUUAAAUAAUGUAGUUCUUAAGCACAUUAGUAGUUAUGUAAAUAGUAGCAAAUAUUUUAUACAUUUGUGUGUAUUUUAUAUAUACAAUAAUGAAAAAAGAAAGUUUGUUGAAUUGAUGAAAAAUUUUAACAACUACUGUUUUAGUUAUGAAGAUCUGUUUAUACUAUUCUACUUAAUAUGCAGAAUAAAUUAUAAAGAUAUGCAUAUAAUUCGUAGCAUUUUAAACAUUUUUGAAAUUUAUUAUUAUAAAAUCGAUAAUUUGUUUUCAUAUAAUAUUUCUAAUUUAUUUUUUCCCCCUUAUAAUAAUUUACACCUAGCUAUAAAUAACUUACCAUUACCUUAUAAAAUUAAAUUGAUUAAUAGUGCUGAUAAGGGUUAUCAUGAAAAAAGUCAAAGUUCACCUGAACGUUCAGGCGAUAAAGUUGUGGAGGAAAAAGAGGAAAGAAUCUCCUCUAACGAAACUACGGAAAAGAUCACAGGAAAUGGAAGCAAAGAAAAUAUACAAGAUAGCCAAAAUGGUAAUAUUUUAAAAACUGAAAAAUUGAAUGAAAAAAAAAAAGAACAUAUCAAGAGCAAUAAUUUAUUGACAAAAAUGGACGAGAGUGAAUGUGAAAAUAUACUGGAAAAUUUACAAGAUGUGGAUAUGGAAAAGUACGAAAAGCUGAUAUCAAAAGACAGCAUAAAAUUUAUUAAUUUAAACAUAAAAAAGGAAAAAAAAAGGAUGAAAAUUAAAGAAAUGAAGAAUGAAGGACUCAAAUUAAAAAGCGCGCUACUAACUCAAAUAAAGACGGAAGUAGAAGAGAAAAAUACAGAAAAAACAGGAGAAGCAGACGCAUUUGAAAUAAAAGAAGUAUUAACAAUUUUUAUUAACGAUAAAAAACUAGCUGAAAAAAAUUACUACAUAAAAGAUUUUAUAGAUGUCGUUGUGCAUUAUUUCAUUGAACACAAUGAUGCCUUAUGUAAUAACCUUUUAAUACUUCUUGUAUUUAUGAAAAAAAUAUGCUAUUAUAACAAUAAGAAAUUAAAUAUCAGUAUUGAACUUUUGUUAAUUAAUUACAUAAAAAGUAUGAAUAUUUUGUCUGAACAAGACAUAUAUAAUUUUAUAAAUGAAAAGAUAAUGUCUUUUGAGAAUAUGAUACAUGUCGAAAAUGAGGAUAAAUUAGACGAAAAAAAUAAUAACGAAAAUGUAAUAUAUAAUAAGGAUAAGAAGUCGAAUGAUAUAUUAGAGUUGUUAUACAACCAACAGUAUAUAUAUAAUUUUACUCUAUACGAUGAAAACAUGUUUUAUGAAAAUAAAUUUCAUUAUAUAAUGAAUAAAAUUUUAAAAAAUUAUUUUUUUUUAGUAAGUUAUAUGUUAAGACUUCCCUUCUUAAAAUUACACAUUUUGAAAUCUUACUUAAACUCGUUUAAUAUGUUCAUGGGGUUUUUUAUAAAUAAUAAAAAUAUUUUCUACUCCUUUGAUAUUGGUGAUAUAGCUUUUAUAUGUACGUGCUUUUUAAAAAGAAAAAUUAUCAAAGUGGAAAUAGUCGACAAAUUGUUUUCAGUGCUGCAUUACAAAAUUGAUGCAUUCUUAAAUUUAUCAUCGCGGCAUAGCUACAAAGGAAAGAAGGACAGUAGAAAUCACAAUAUUAAGGGCAACAAUAAUGAUAGUAUUAGUGACGAUAGUAGCAAGAGUAGUAAUCAUCAUAAUGACAAUCGUAGUGAUAACUCAAAAGCGAGCAGUGAAAACAACACGAAAGAAAAUAUUGAAGAGGCAUGCCCCUUUCACAUCAAUGACAUUCUUGUUUUUCUUCAUUUCGUUCACUUUUACAAUUUAACAUUUGAUGCUUUGUAUAAACAAUUAUUAAUGAUAUGCUUCAACAAAUUUGUUUGCUUAAACGACACACAACAAUUAAUAUUUUUUAAUAGCGUAGAGGGAAUAAAAAGAAGAAACUUUACAAAUGAUGAGCAGAAAAGCUUAUUAGAUUAUUUCAUGUAUGAAAAAAGUUUGCAAUUUUUUUUAAACCGAAAUAAAAAUAUUCAGAAGGAGUCAUUAGGGUAUUUGUUUAUCAGCUAA